AGUGUAUUGUUAAGUCUGAAUAGGAGCUGCCUCACUUCUCCCCAUGCUCAAGAAAUCCUGCACACUUGGAGGGAUACACUACUGCCUCAUGCACACUUAGCAGAGCUGGAUACAUUGUCUCACAAACCGUCUUUAUUUUUCAUCUUCAAGAUUCUUUUUGGUUUUGAUCACUGGAAGGAAAACUUUUUAUUUAUUUUUUAUUUCCAUCUUUAAAACUUUCUCUUCUCCCUGGAUCUCCUCGAGGUGCUUCAUACAGCCCACAUUUUUGUCUUAAGGGCACCAGAUGGUUUAAAUUAAACUCUCUCCCCUUUUUUAUUCUUCCAAUACUUCCGAGACUUUUUUUAAUUUAUUUUUGCCUCUUCAAGAAGUUUUGUUACUUCAAGAAAAAUCCACCCUCUCCCGAUAUCCUUUUUCCUGAGAGCAACCAACUAAAGGGUUAAGACAUUUUGGAAGUUGGGCGAAAAACUAAACUUGUUUUUAUAUAAGUUUUAAUUUAUUUUUUAUAUAUAUUUUUUAUUUUUGUAACCGUUGAAAUCUUUAGGAAGAUAAAAGGAGAAGACUUCAGUGCCAAGAAUCAAGCAUUCCAAGUGGGAACAGCGUGAGGCUCGUCUCCUCUUGACACUGGAGGCCUCAUGGAUUCCGUUGGCCUGCACUAGCCGAGUGGGGAUGUUCUCUGGAAGGUCAUUGCUUCUCUGGGGUGUCCUACUCGGCGCUGCUCUCUCAGCUGCCCGGCCCCCUUCCACCUUGUCAGACCAAGUUGUCCCAGAGUCCAAACAAGAAAUGGAAUCGUUUUUGGCUCAUCCUGGAGACCCGAUAAUUUUACAGUGCAGGCUUCGAGAGGAUGUUCAGAGCAUCAGCUGGGUGAAAAACGGAGUUCAGCUUUCGGAGACUAACCGCACUCUCAUAACAGGCGUUGCUAUCCAGAUUCUCAACGCCAGGCAGGAGGAUUCUGGGUUGUAUGUCUGCGUUACUAGUGGCCCAUUUGGAACAGAUACUGUUUUAUUCAAAGUUAACAUUUCAGAUGCACUAUCGUCUGCCGAAGAUGAAGACGAUGACGACGAUAAUUCUUCUUCGGAAGAGAAAGCUGCAGAGAGCUCCAAACCAAACCGGCCUUACUGGGCAAACCCAGAGAAGAUGGAGAAGAAACUUCAUGCUGUUCCAGCAGCAAAGACCAUAAGAUUCCGAUGUCCGGCAGGGGGCACACCAGUGCCUACUCUACGGUGGCUGAAGAACGGCAAAGAGUUCAAACCUGAUCAUCGGAUUGGAGGAUAUAAGGUCCGUUCUCAAUCUUGGAGCCUUAUUAUGGAUUCAGUGGUCCCAUCUGAUAAGGGAAAUUACACGUGUAUUGUGGAAAACAAAUAUGGCAGCAUAAACCACACGUACCAGCUGGAUGUAGUCGAACGUUCUCCGCAUCGGCCAAUCCUCCAGGCCGGUCUGCCGGCAAAUAUGACGGCCAUUAUAGGAAGCAACGCCGAGUUCCAUUGCAAGGUUUACAGUGACCCUCAACCUCACAUCCAAUGGCUCCGGCACCUUGAAAUCAAUGGGAGCAAAAUAGGAUCUGAUGGCUUGCCCUAUGUGGAGAUCCUAAAGACUGCAGGAGUCAACACCACCGACAAGGAAAUGGAGGUUCUCCACCUGACGAAUGUUUCUUUUGAGGAUGCUGGCCAGUAUACCUGCUUGGCUGCUAAUUCCAUUGGGCACUCUUAUCAUUCUGCAUGGUUGACCGUUCUUGAAGCUACAGAAGAGAGACCAUCACUUAUGACGACGUCCUUACAUCUGGAGAUUAUAAUCUACUGUGCUGGAGCCGCCAUUGUGUCGGCCAUGUUGGUGACCAUCAUCAUCCUUAAGAUGAAACAUCCGUCCAAGAAGACCGAAUUUAAUAGUCAGAUGGCUGUCCACAAACUGGCCAAGAGCAUACCACUGCGCAGACAGGUAACAGUGUCGGCAGACUCAAGUUCUUCGAUGAAUUCAGGAGUGAUACUGGUAAGACCCUCUCGGUUGUCAUCAAGUGGUACACCCAUACUGGCUGGAGUGUCAGAAUAUGAGCUUCCUGAAGACCCCAGAUGGGAGGUAGCAAGAGACAGGUUAAUCCUUGGAAAGCCGCUUGGGGAAGGCUGCUUUGGUCAAGUAGUUAUGGCAGAGGCCAUAGGUCUGGACAAGGAAAAACCGAACAGAAUCACCAAAGUUGCAGUGAAGAUGUUAAAAUCUGACGCCAGCGAGAAGGACCUUUCUGAUCUAAUUUCUGAGAUGGAAAUGAUGAAAAUGAUAGGAAAGCAUAAAAAUAUAAUUAAUCUUCUUGGAGCCUGCACGCAAGAUGGUCCUCUAUAUGUGAUUGUAGAAUAUGCCUCCAAAGGAAACCUGCGUGAGUACUUGCGUGCAAGACGUCCACCAGGAAUGGAAUAUUGUUACAAUCCUAUCUGCGCCCCUGACGAGCUGCUCUCCUUCAAAGAUCUAGUCUCCUGUGCCUAUCAGGUGGCUCGGGGCAUGGAAUAUCUGGCUUCUAAAAAGUGCAUUCAUAGAGACGUAGCAGCGCGGAACGUUCUCGUCACGGAGGAUAAUGUGAUGAAGAUUGCCGAUUUUGGUCUUGCCAGGGAUAUCCACCACAUUGACUAUUACAAAAAGACAACAAAUGGUCGUUUGCCAGUAAAAUGGAUGGCACCAGAAGCUCUAUUUGAUCGAAUAUACACUCAUCAGAGUGAUGUGUGGUCAUUUGGGGUUUUAUUGUGGGAAAUCUUUACACUUGGAGGUUCUCCAUACCCUGGUGUCCCAAUGGAAGAACUGUUUAAGUUAUUGAAGGAAGGACAUCGGAUGGACAAGCCAACAAAUUGCACCAAUGAGUUAUACAUGAUGAUGAGAGAUUGCUGGCAUGCCGUCCCCAGCCAGAGACCUACCUUUGUACAACUGGUGGAAGAUUUAGACCGAAUUGUAGCGCUAAGCUCUAACCAGGAGUACCUCGACCUUGUCAUGCCAGUCGGUCAGUAUUCUCCGUGUUUCCCCGAUACACGAAGCUCCACGUGUUCAUCAGGGGAAGAUUCAGUUUUUUCUCAUGAUCCUUUACCAGAUGAACCAUGUCUUCCCAAAUAUGCUAUUGGAGGACUUAAAAAGCGUUGAUCACCUUAUCCUAGGUCAUCAUCCCAGUUAAAGGACACUUGGUUUUAUGCAUUCCUGAAAAAAAGAAGAAAAACAUUCAAACUACUCAAUUUCCAAGACCUAAUGGACCAUUUGAGCCGGUGUCUUUAGUCUUACCUCAUGCAUUGAUGGAACUCCUUAUAUUUCAGAUGUUUGGAAUGGAGGUGGGGCCCAAGUAUUACAUAACUUAUGGCUGGUGGUGUCAACCCCAGAACAUCUGAUGAUCUUAUAGGUACAACAUUAGAAGUUUUUGUGGGAAAACGCAUGACCUCAUCAUACGUAUUCAUUGGACGGGCAUCUAUAUUCUCCUCAAGCUUAUUCCCAUGCCAUCUGAAGUCAUGAUCGUCUACCUUCACGUCUCCAUAAACCUGUGAUUUGGAGUCUGUUUAUGCAUAACGAUCUUGCUCUUUUUCAGUUUUCUACACGUUACGAGAAUGCCUUAGCCAUUAAAAAGAUACAAAUGCAGUUGACCAUAUGCUACGGCAUGAAGAGUUGGGAUAAGGUCUUUCUCCAAAGAAGUCUCUACGCAGCCUUGUCCACCAUUAGUUGAACUGAAUCCUAAAUGCAGACACACUGAUAUGGACACCACUUUUCUUCAUAUAUUAUGAAUGUGUCAUGUCUUAAUAAACUGAAGGAAUGUUAAAAGCACCUACCACAAAUGGACUGUUCCCAAAUCUCGCACACUGAUUUUAUUCCAUAUGAAACUCUGCUGGCCAGCUAUCGGUACGGGGGUAUAUUCCAGUUUUAUCGCUGUUUUUUGAUUGUUUGAGUCAGGCCUAUAUUUUAGCUCUUACCCAAAAGCCUCUUGGUAGUCUGGUUCUAGAAUAAGCAUAGCUCAGACCUACACCCAGGGGCAAAGUUCCAGAAUAAAAGGCCUGGAUUAGAUUAUCCAGAAAACAUGGGGGACUUUUGUUUUUUUUUAAACAGGUUUCAUGCUAGUUAUGUAAUAUAAAUAUGGGCAGCGGAAUGGUAAAUGCUUUCCUUGUGUAUAUAGCUAGAAAAUGUAUAAAUAUGAAUUAUAUAUUUACAUGUCUUUUUAAGAAAAAAAUAUUAUGAAAUAUAUACCAGUUUGGUAGUAAAUUGGCUGGUAGCUCUCAGUUGCUAUAAACAAAAAAAACAUAUAUUUUGCUAUGUUUUCAGUUUGUAUUUUUUUAAAUUAUGUUCUAAAACUUUCUUAUUUCCAGUACAAGUCCCUUAAUAAAGAGAUUCGGCUUAAUUUCUUAUUUUUAUA
Molecule: messenger RNA, 4360 nt
Organism: Bufo gargarizans (Asiatic toad)
Lineage: Eukaryota; Metazoa; Chordata; Amphibia; Anura; Bufonidae
Gene: FGFR1
Product: fibroblast growth factor receptor 1
Exons: 18
Coding region: 667-3111 (814 amino acids)
Biological process (GO): multicellular organism development; positive regulation of cell differentiation; fibroblast growth factor receptor signaling pathway
Cellular component (GO): signaling receptor complex; membrane
Molecular function (GO): fibroblast growth factor binding; ATP binding; fibroblast growth factor receptor activity
Source: RefSeq, a predicted model, not a curated record